Molecule: messenger RNA, 705 nt
Organism: Galendromus occidentalis (western predatory mite)
Lineage: Eukaryota; Metazoa; Arthropoda; Arachnida; Mesostigmata; Phytoseiidae
Product: muscle LIM protein 1
Exons: 1
Coding region: 74-394 (106 amino acids)
Biological process (GO): muscle tissue development; sarcomere organization
Cellular component (GO): cytoplasm; nucleus; Z disc
Molecular function (GO): actinin binding; structural constituent of muscle
Source: RefSeq, a predicted model, not a curated record
AAGAUUGAAGCACUAGUGUCCGUUGUCUUCUCUUUAGGCGAGCCCACACUCCUGUUGACGAAGAAAAUCCGAGAUGCCUUUCGUGCCCCAAGAUCAGGCCAAGUGCCCCAAAUGCGGAAAGUCGGUGUACGCCGCCGAGGAGAUGCUCGCCGCCGGAAACAAGUUCCACAAGUCCUGCUUCAAGUGCGGACUCUGCAACAAGAAACUCGACUCGACCAACGUCGGUGAGCACGGAGGAGACAUUUUCUGCAAGCAGUGCUACGGCAGGAAAUACGGACCCAAAGGCUACGGAUUCGGUGGCGGAGCCGGCUGCCUGUCCAUGGACAAGGGCGAACAUCUGGGCAACAAGGAUACCGCAAUGUCCAACAAGCCCUUGGAUGGCACCUACAACUAAAUGUCGUACGCACUAACGCGCACGCAGGCCGGCACGGUCGCUGGCACUCAAGCUUCCGAGUAGAGCGAGCUAGCUAGCGGGCGUGCGGGCGGGCGGGUGUAUGGAAGAGCGGUAAGAAAGCAGAGUCGUAUACAUCAUCUUCAAAACAUCAUCAUCACGAGAGUCUUCCCAUCUUGGCGCUAUCGGCGACCUUACUUUGCCCUUCGUCCGCUCGACAGGGACAGAGAGUGGACGCGAAACAGCCAAAUCAUUGCCAUCUGUUCGUCCUGCAACAAGUUGUCGGAUACCAAUAAACGUGAUUUCGUAUCCAA